AUGGCUACGGCAGUUGCUUCUUUGUUUGGAUACAGACCCUCUUCGGCAAUCAAGAAAUCUCAAAAUGUUUCAGAUGAGUCUCUUAAAGCACUUCCAGCAUCUUGGUACCGCUCACCGGAGAUGUACGAACUGGAAAGAAGGGCUAUUUUCUCCAAGAAAUGGAUCCUGAUCACUCACAAGCUACGCUUCUCCAACGCCGGCGACUUCCUAAAGGUCGAGGAAGCUGGUUUCUCUUUUGUCUUAUGUCUUGACCGGGAAGGCAAUCUGAAUGGCUUUCACAACAUCUGCCGCCACCGAGCAUUCCCUCUCAUAUCAGAGACGGAUGGCAAUGCUAAAAUCCUCUCUUGCAAGUAUCACGGCUGGUCCUACGGCCUCAACGGAAAGCUGGCCAAGGCACCCAAGUUUGAUGAAGUCCCAGGUUUCGAGAAGCAAAGUCAGAGUUUAUUCCCAGUACAUGUGCAUAUCGACAAGCUAGGCUUUAUCUGGGUGAAUCUGAACGCAUCUCCAAAUCCAAUUUCCUGGGAAGAAGACUUCAAGGGCGUGGAUGAGCAAGAACGAUUCCAGAAAUUCGACUUCAGCGAAUACAAAUUCGACCACACUUGGCAGAUGACUGGCAACUACAACUGGAAAACCCUGGCGGAUAAUUACAAUGAAUGCUACCAUUGUACUGUUGCUCAUCCCGACGUGGCUAAUCUGGCCGAUCUUUCAUACUACUAUACCGUCUCAACACCUGGACACAUCCAGCAUUUCUCCCGACCGCAGGAAGGGAAAGUGGCGGAGGAUAUUCAGAAUGCCAGUACUUAUUAUUUCCCAAACGCGUGCAUGACUGUCUCGCCUCACUUCUUUUACAUGAUGCGAUGCGUCCCAACAUCUGUUGGAACGUGCUCUAUGGAAUAUGAAGUAUAUCGACACAAGGAAGCCUCAGAUGAGGACUUUGAGUAUAUCGAUUCCUUCUUUAAGCGAGUUCUGGACGAGGAUAAGCAUCUUUGCAAUGCAGCGCAAAAGAACUUGAAUGCUGGGGUAUUUGUCAAUGGUCAAUUGCAUCCUCGUCUUGAAAGUGCCCCGAUAUACUUCCAGAAUACAGUUCGGGCUCUUCUUGCUUCUCAUAGGAACGAGGAGAGAAGUGAGAAACGGGAGAUCUGGCCAGCGCAACAGCAUUCGGCAGGACAGGCUACUGCAGAGGACAUUGAGUUUUGUGCCGGUUUAUCAUGCUCUGGAGGGAAUGGAGAAUUGGAAUGGUAA
Messenger RNA from Penicillium odoratum, 1242 nucleotides. RefSeq names its product iron-sulfur cluster-binding protein, rieske family domain protein. The coding region runs from base 1 to 1242 and encodes 413 amino acids. NCBI's taxonomy places the organism in Eukaryota, Fungi, Ascomycota, Eurotiomycetes, Eurotiales, Aspergillaceae. Gene Ontology annotation, molecular function: 2 iron, 2 sulfur cluster binding; iron ion binding. The transcript is spliced from 2 exons. The record is from RefSeq and is a predicted model, not a curated record.